This is a messenger RNA of Conger conger (European conger), 2302 nucleotides long. RefSeq names its product peripherin-like. Gene Ontology annotation, molecular function: structural molecule activity. Gene Ontology annotation, cellular component: plasma membrane; type III intermediate filament; axon. Lineage: Eukaryota; Metazoa; Chordata; Actinopteri; Anguilliformes; Congridae. The record is from RefSeq and is a predicted model, not a curated record. The transcript is spliced from 9 exons. The coding region runs from base 104 to 1489 and encodes 461 amino acids.
CCUGACACAAGCUCCCCGGGAAACCUCAGCGAACCGCGCCGCCGAGCGAGAGAACCCACCCGCCGCAGACGAGAGAAAAUCGGAAGAGAGCGAGAGAAGAGCCAUGAGCCACUCCUCCUCCACCAUGCGCAACUCCGGUUCCGCCUCCACCUCCUACCGCCGGGCCUUCGGGGGUCCCGCCCCCAUGUCCUCCUUCUCCCCCGUCUCCUCCCGGAUGUCGUACGGCGGGGGCCGCUACCUCAGCUCCAUGCCCCCCUCCCUGGCCUCCCGCUCGUCCGGCUUCCGGCUGCGCUCCAGCAGCUCCCCGGCGCCCCGCCUGUCCUACGACAAGGUGGACUUCACCCUGGCGGAGGCCGUCAACCAGGAGUUCCUCAGCACCCGCAGCAACGAGAAGGCCGAGCUGCAGGAGCUGAACGACCGCUUCGCCAGCUUCAUCGAGAAGGUGCGCUACCUGGAGCAGCAGAACGCCGGGCUGCAGACCGAGCUCACCCAGUACAAGGGCAACAAGCAGGAGCCCAGCCGCGCCGACGAGCUCUUCCAGCGCGAGCUCCGGGAGCUGCGGCAGCAGAUCGAGCACAUGGGCAAGGAGAGGGACGGCAUGCAGGUGGAGCGCGACAACAUGGCCGAAGACCUGGCCCUGGUGAAGCAGCGGCUGGAGGAAGAGACACAGAAGCGAGCUGAAGCUGAGAACAACCUGGUCCUCUUCCGCAAGGAUGUGGAUGAUGCCACUCUCUCCCGCCUGGAGCUCGAGAGGAAGAUCGAGUCCCUGAUGGAUGAGAUCGAGUUCCUGAAGAAGCUGCAUGAUGAGGAGAUCCAGGAUGUGCACGUGACCGUGCAGUCCCAGCAGAUGAAGAUGGAAGUGGACACCUCCAGGCCCGACCUGACCACUGCCCUGCGCGACAUCCGGGCCCAGUACGAGAACAUCGCCGCCAAGAACAUGCAGGAGUCCGAGGACUGGUACAAGUCCAAGUUUGCUGACCUGACCGACUCAGCCAAACGCAACAACGACGCUCUGCGUCAGUCCAAGCAGGAGUCCAAUGAGUACAGGAGGCAGCUCCAGUCCCUGACCUGUGAAAUUGAUGCGCUCAAGAGCACGAACGAGGCCCUGCUGAGGCAGAUGAGGGAGAUGGAGGACCAGUUUGGCGUGGAGGUGAGCGGGUACCAGGACUCUGUGUCCCGUCUGGAGGAAGAGAUCCGCCACCUGAAGGACGAGAUGUCCCGCCACCUGAGGGAGUACCAGGACCUGCUCAACGUCAAGAUGGCGCUGGACAUCGAGAUCGCCACCUACCGGAAGCUUCUGGAGGGCGAGGAGAGCAGGAUUACUGUUCCCAUCAAUGUCUCAUCUAUGACUUCCCAUCGUAAUGCUGAAAUAGAUGACCACCACAACACCCCAAGCAAGAAAACUGUGGUGAUCAAGACCGUUGAGACUCGCGAUGGGGAGGUGGUGAAGGAGUCCAGGAAGGACAGGGAUUCAGAUAGGGAUGAUUAGACAGAAGAUUGGCCGCUUGUUCCAGCUCCAGAAAAAGAAGAAUGAUAACAGAAGAAUAACAUUAAAAAAAAGAAGAUUAACUGAAAAUAAAUAAUUGAAUGAAGAGUAAACUAUGCCAAAAUAGUACACGGUCACAACCAAGUCCACACCUUUCACACUCUCUCUGAGCUUAAGAAAGUUGUCGAUUGUCUACAGUACUGAAGCUCAGGCCCAAGGCAGCUUUCUAUUAGGCCCAUGAGAAACCUCAGGCCAAUUGCACCUCCGUUUAAAACCUCGACUCCUAAUGGGGUUUGCUUUCUGCGGUGCGUCCAUCUAACCAUUCCUCACUGACAGCCAUACUGCCACACAGAUAGAGAUGAUUCCCAGCUGGCUCUGGCAGUCUCGAACAAGCUGGGGUUCCCGUCAGCCCUCUAUCUGUUCCCUGGUUAAGUGAACUAUAAUGCAUACCUCUGCCCUGAAAGUCUCUUCGGGUGCUCACCUUAAACAGCUGUGUUGUCGAGCCCCUAGUCCAGCAGGGUGGAGUCAUGCUCAGCACCCACACACCCAGCUCAGACACACACUGCGAAAAACCUCAGGCCCUCUCAGCAGUGGGGUACAAUGGCAGAUAGAGAGACCAGCAACACUUCCAACAGACUUCUAUUUCUGACACACAAUCACUGCAGGAAGACUUGCUUUGCAAUAGUUUGAUGAUGUGUGCUUUGGCAACCAAAAAAAAAAAGAAUGAAAUGAAUAAAAAAAAAACUAAAUGAAAAUUGUAACUACUAAUAGUAAAUCUAAAUGUGCAAAUAAAGCCAACUGGAACAAUGACAAGCA